CUUGUUGAUCCAUAACUUAACACGCACGCGGGGCUCCCUUCCCAGUGACGCAGCAACGUUCCUCCGCGGAGGGUGCGGGGCGCGCGAGCCUUCAUAUUUCUCCCACGCCAGACAGAAAGUGUCAGAAGAGCUUGAAGUGGGAGGAAAAAACACAAUAGAGAAGAAAGGCCAGAUGAAGACCUUCAGAAGCCAAAGCCAGCCUGAGCGGCGCGGAGCCCUCAGCAGCCUGCACAGCCUCAGCAGCAGCGCCAUGAGUCCCCUCAGCACGGCCAGCAUCACCCUGGCAGUCCUGUUCAUCCUCACCAUACCAGCCUGUACCAGUGCUCCAGCCAAUCUUCAGCAGGCCACAACAGAUCAGAGGGAGCUACUUCGCCAGAUAGAUGCCGUUUGCUCAUCCUACCUCUCAGCAGACUUGAAGUACUGGACAUCAGAUGUCAUAGGAGAACUCUGUAUCUUGAUGCUGGCUCAGAAGUCAAAGGAGGUGAGAAUCCAAGACAAUAGUAAACGGACCUCUUCGUUGCACCCUCUACUGCAUCUCGUUUCUCAGCUCCAUCCCAGAAGAGAGAGAGGACUCAUAAUGAGCUCUGAACUCCAGGGACCUGGUGGAAUUGAAAGCAGAGGCUACUUCCUCUAUCGGCCACGAAAUGGAAGACGGUCUUUAGAAUAUGAAUAAAAAAAGAAACUCUACUUGCGAGUGUAUAGAGACAACACGGACCCCUGAGACCCGAGCCACUGCAUGAUGACCGAGUAAUCCAGACUCCAACCACAGCCCUUUGCCUCUCCUGUACAGUGAUGUUCGAAUCUGUACCAUGAAUACUAAUUAAACUACCAAUCAUUUGUCCAGA
Messenger RNA from Girardinichthys multiradiatus, 845 nucleotides. It is a transcript of the gene nmu, whose product is annotated as neuromedin U. Gene Ontology annotation, biological process: regulation of smooth muscle contraction. The transcript has 9 exons. The record is from RefSeq and is a predicted model, not a curated record. Lineage: Eukaryota; Metazoa; Chordata; Actinopteri; Cyprinodontiformes; Goodeidae. The coding region runs from base 173 to 673 and encodes 166 amino acids. Gene Ontology annotation, molecular function: neuromedin U receptor binding.